CUGACCUCCGCUCAAGAAACACCGAUGUCUUGAAAACCAAGAAACUGAAGCAGCUUAGCAAGUAAGACAAGGAAGUCUACAGACUGAAGACAUGGUGUUAACUGCACACAAUCAAUACUGUAUGUUCCAAGCAACAAUGAUAUUUACUGGUAUAAUUAACAAAUCAGUGAUCCGGUUUUGCAUUAUCAGACUAUAUAUGGAGAUCUUAUCUUCAAAGAUCGUAAGAAGACCGCCACAUUCAUUGGGCUGCUAAAUAUGAAAACCCUCGACAGAAUAAGAAAUUUCAAGAUAAGAUUCGAAUCACGGUACGGGAUAAAUCCACAAAAAGAUGGCCGUCAGCAAUACCACAUCACCCAUGAACAUUACUACACUCCUCCCUCGUUCUACCACAGUCGUGUAUGACAAUGACGUGCCAGUGAUAUUGUUGUUUAUCCUUGGAGUUGCCGGGAACAUGAUUGCUCUCAUUGUAUUGUGUUGUUCUGCAAAAACACACCAAUGGCGCCCGUUUCACCGAUUCGUAUGUGGUCUUGCAAUUUCCGAUGGUGGGGGAAUAUUAGCAUCCUAUCCCUUUGCAGGGUACCAAUACAUUUCGCAUUUUAAAUAUAAGUUUUCGCCUCCUUUGAGCAGCUACCUCGGCUUCGUGUUCAUGUUUACUCUGAUGUCUUCAGCCAUGAUCGUCUGCUGUAUGUCAUUUGACCGAUUUUUUGCUACUUUUUACCCUUUCCUUUACAACUCUCCCCGGAGAGAACUCCGGACUAACGUCACACUGGGUGUAGUGUGGUUUCUAGCAGGAAUUAUCAGCAGCCUUCAUCUGUAUGGACUGGGAUCAAGCAAAUGCAUAUACCCUGGAUCAUGGUGUUUCCUGAACUUCAUUGAUUUAGAUCCUUCUUCCGACCCGAAAUCCACACAGAACAUUAUCUACUCCUACAUAUACGCUACUACCGGCAUGAUAGUUGUCCUGAUGACUAUUGUAUUAAAUAUGGCAGUGAUUUUCUUCUUCGUCAGGAAUAGAGUUCUUGGGAAGAGAUCGCGCAAACGAGACCUACACGUGAUUGUAUUUCUCGUGGUCAUCGUCAUUGUACUCUCAUCCUUCUGGACGCCGCUCAUGAUAAACAUUCUUCAGCAUGCGACUGGCGCUGUGGAAGGGGAGAACACCACGGAGUUGGAUCUCCUGCGCAUGGCCGUCACGAAUUCCGUUCUAGACCCCUGGAUAUAUAUUCUACUCCGGAAAGAAUCCCUUAUGUUUGUGCUACGUGUUGUUGAACGUUUGACAGGGAGAAAAGUCAAGCUAGGACAAAAGUUGUCGGGAAUCAGUACGGCCAACAGAAGAUGUUGUAACCCCUGAUGAUGUUUAGAUAACAAAUCCUUAGCAUUGGGAGAUUUAUGAAGCUAUUGCAUUUUUGAAUACAGAUCUCAUUAUUUACACUAUAA
This is a messenger RNA of Ostrea edulis (European flat oyster), 1431 nucleotides long. Its product is annotated as prostaglandin E2 receptor EP4 subtype-like. The record is from RefSeq and is a predicted model, not a curated record. Gene Ontology annotation, cellular component: plasma membrane. NCBI's taxonomy places the organism in Eukaryota, Metazoa, Mollusca, Bivalvia, Ostreida, Ostreidae. Gene Ontology annotation, molecular function: G protein-coupled receptor activity. Bases 329 to 1345 code for a protein of 338 amino acids. Gene Ontology annotation, biological process: inflammatory response; adenylate cyclase-activating G protein-coupled receptor signaling pathway; positive regulation of cytosolic calcium ion concentration. The transcript has 2 exons.